This is a messenger RNA of Lycium ferocissimum, 2187 nucleotides long. Its product is annotated as probable pectin methyltransferase QUA3. NCBI's taxonomy places the organism in Eukaryota, Viridiplantae, Streptophyta, Magnoliopsida, Solanales, Solanaceae. Bases 185 to 1984 code for a protein of 599 amino acids. Gene Ontology annotation, cellular component: cytoplasm; endosome; trans-Golgi network. Gene Ontology annotation, molecular function: S-adenosylmethionine-dependent methyltransferase activity. The transcript is spliced from 8 exons. The record is from RefSeq and is a predicted model, not a curated record.
UCCUCCCUGUCUCUCUCUCUCUCCCCACAAGCUUCUUUAAGCUACACACUUAAAAAAGCAGUACAGUAAAUCUAUUUCAAACAUAUGCUUCAGAUCUUCAAAUCCUAAUCAUAAAACUGUGUAGCAAAUCGCAACACCCGUACAUAUGAUUAGAUCUUGAAGUUGUAUCUAUUAACUACCAAAAAUGGGUCACUUAAAUCUACCAUCAUCAAAGAGAAAUGCUAGACAAUGGCGUCUGCUUGAUUUGGUAUCAGCAGCUUUCUUCGCAGCAGUAUUAAUAUUCUUCCUUCUUCUCUGUACUCCCUUGGGUGAUUCUUUAGCUGCUUCAGGUCGCCAAACUCUACUCCGUUCUGCAUCUGGGGAUCCCCGCCAACGUACUCGCCUCAUUGCCCAGGUGGAGUCAGGGAGACAUAACACAGCGAUUGAUGCAUGUACAGCUGAUUAUGUGGAUCAUAUGCCUUGUGAGGAUCCGAAAAUUAAUAGUCAGUUGAGUAGAGAGAUGAAUUUUUAUAGGGAAAGACAUUGUCCUUUGCCUAAGGAUACACCUCUUUGUUUGAUUCCACCUACACAAGGUUAUCGUGUUCCUGUUCAGUGGCCUGACAGUUUGCACAAGAUAUGGCAUGACAAUAUGCCAUACAACAAAAUAGCUGACAGGAAAGGGCACCAAGGAUGGAUGAAAAGGGAAGGGCCGUAUUUUAUCUUUCCUGGUGGUGGAACUAUGUUCCCUGACGGAGCAGAGCAGUAUAUCGAGAAACUUAAACAGUACAUUCCGAUAGCUGGUGGAGUUUUGAGGACUUCCCUUGAUAUGGGAUGCGGGGUUGCCAGUUUUGGUGGUUAUCUACUUUCUGAAGACAUGUUGACGCUCUCUUUUGCUCCAAGAGAUUCACAUAAAUCACAAAUACAGUUCGCCUUGGAACGAGGAAUACCUGCAUUUGUUGCCAUGCUUGGGACACGCAGGCUUCCUUUUCCUGCCUUCUCGUUUGAUUUGGUUCAUUGUUCGCGGUGUUUGAUUCCUUUUACUGCAUAUAAUGCAACAUACUUCAUCGAAGUUGACCGGUUACUCCGCCCCGGAGGCUACCUUGUCAUUUCUGGUCCUCCUGUUCAGUGGCCCAAGCAAGAUAAGGAGUGGGCGGAUCUCCAAACAGUGGCCAGAUCAUUGUGCUAUGAGCUGAUUGUUGUAGAUGGAAACACCGUCAUCUGGAAAAAGCCUCAUGGGGAUUCAUGUCUUCCUAAUCAAAAUGAAUUUGGGCUUGAGCUGUGCGAUGAAUCAAAUGAUCCAAGUGCUGCAUGGUACUUCAAGUUGAAAAAAUGUGUGACUAGGACUUUAUCUUCCAAAGGGGAAUAUGCUGUUGGGAAAAUUCCAAAAUGGCCAGCGAGGCUGACAAAAGCUCCUUCUAGGGCAAUCGUAUCUAAAAAUGGAGUGGAUGUGUUUGAAGCUGACUCAAGAAGAUGGACGCGAAGAGUUGCAUAUUAUAAGAAUUCAUUGAACUUGAAACUAGGAACUUCAUCAGUUCGUAAUGUCAUGGACAUGAAUGCAUUUUUCGGAGGAUUUGCUGCAGCAUUAUCAUCAGAUCCGGUCUGGGUGAUGAAUGUUGCUCCAGCGCAUAAGCCUUUAACCCUUGAUGUCAUUUAUGACAGAGGCCUUAUUGGCGUUUACCAUGAUUGGUGUGAGCCUUUUUCAACAUAUCCUCGGACUUAUGAUCUGAUUCAUGUGGGAUCCAUAGAAUCUCUCGUAAAGGAUCCUGUCUCUGGCAAGAUCAGGUGCAGCCUUGUGGAUUUGAUGGUGGAAAUUGAUAGAAUUCUCCGGCCUGAAGGAACUGUUAUAAUUCGGGACUCUCCUGAAGUGAUAGACAAAGUAGACCAAAUUGCUCCUGCUGUAAGAUGGACGGCAACUAUUCAUGAGAAAGAACCUGAAUCACAUGGAAGGGAGAAAAUCUUGGUAGCCACAAAGAAUUUUUGGAAGCUACCUUCUGCAUCCCACUGAUUGAUCCUUUUGUUGUACUGUAGGUAUAUCCCUUUUUGUCCUUAUAAUCUCCUUAUUAAGGCCCAAUAACUUGUUUCAAAUGAUGCAACUAUUCUAGUUCUUUCUUGUCUCUUCAUUUAGCUUAUGUAGAAUUAAAUGGAAGCGCACAAAGAUGGGAAAAAACUGUAAAUUUUUUAUAGUACACUGUUAGAAGCACUCAUAAA